GUAACCACAUUAGUCUGAUAUGAUAAAUUAAAUGGCUUCAUUAAAUAACAUUGCUCUUUUAUAAUAAAUAUUUAGUCUUUGCCUAUUACAACUUCUUCUACAGAAACAAAAGAUCUUUUAAAAAUGGAGCGCGUUGGUGCCCAUUCACAUAUUAGAGGCUUAGGUCUUGAUGAUACUCUUGAACCUCGUGCUACUUCACAAGGCAUGGUUGGUCAGCUUAAAGCACGUAAAGCAGCUGGUGUCAUUUUAAAGAUGAUUAAAGCUGGUAAGAUCGCUGGUCGUGCUGUUUUAAUUGCUGGUCCUCCUUCUACUGGUAAGACUGCUAUUGCUAUGGGUAUGGCACAAGCUCUUGGUACUGAUGUACCUUUCACCAUGUUGGCUGCUUCUGAAAUUUUUUCUCUUGAAAUGAGUAAAACUGAAGCUUUAACACAAGCUUUCCGUCGUUCCAUUGGUGUUAGAAUCAAAGAGGAAACCGAACUCAUUGAAGGUGAAGUUGUUGAAAUUCAAAUUGAUAGAUCUUUGACUGGAGGUUCAAAAACCGGCAAAUUAACAUUAAAGACGACUGAUAUGGAAACUAUAUAUGAUCUUGGUAAUAAGAUGAUCGACUCACUUAACAAAGAAAAAAUUAUGGCAGGAGAUGUUAUUGCUAUUGAUAAAGCCUCUGGUCGUAUUUCAAAAUUGGGUCGUUCAUAUGCUAGAGCUAGAGAUUACGAUGCUAUGGGCUCAGAUACUAAAUUCGUUCAAUGUCCUGAAGGAGAGUUACAGAAAAGAAAAGAAGUUGUUCAUACAGUAUCCCUUCACGAAAUUGAUGUUAUUAACAGCAGAACACAAGGAUUUUUAGCUCUUUUCUCUGGUGAUACUGGUGAAAUUAAAACAGAAGUUAGAGAUCAAAUCAAUACAAAGGUUGCAGAAUGGAGAGAGGAGGGCAAAGCUGAAAUUGUUCCUGGUGUUUUAUUUAUUGAUGAAGUGCACAUGCUUGAUAUAGAAUGCUUUUCGUUCUUGAACAGAGCAUUAGAAGAUGAUAUGGCACCCGUUGUGAUUAUGGCUUCUAAUCGUGGUAUCACUCAUAUUCGUGGUACUAAAUAUAAGUCACCUCACGGUAUUCCUGUUGACUUACUUGAUCGUAUGCUUAUUAUUUCUACUUAUCCUUAUGAAGAAAAGGAAGUCAAAGAAAUUUUAAAAAUCCGAUGUCAAGAAGAAGAUGUUGAAAUGACAGAUGAUGCCAAGGACGUUUUAACACGUAUUGGAACCGAAACCUCACUUCGUUAUGCCAUUCAUCUUAUCACAGCUGCUAAUUUAGUUGCAAGGAAAAGAAAAGCACCUGCAGUCGACGUACAAGAUAUUAAGAGAGUUUAUUCUCUCUUUUUAGACGAAAAACGAUCUGUUCAAUAUUUAAAGGACUAUCAAGAUCAAUAUAUGUUUAAUGAACAUAAAGAUGCCAUGGCAGUUGAUACAAGCAUGGAAAUGUAAAAAAAGAAUAAUAAUAAAAUGAAUGUUAAAUAAAAGUGUGAUAUUAUAUAAAUAGA
This is a messenger RNA of Cokeromyces recurvatus, 1526 nucleotides long. Its product is annotated as RuvB-like 2. Gene Ontology annotation, molecular function: DNA helicase activity; ATP binding; ATP hydrolysis activity. Gene Ontology annotation, biological process: chromatin remodeling; box C/D snoRNP assembly; regulation of transcription by RNA polymerase II. Gene Ontology annotation, cellular component: Ino80 complex; Swr1 complex; R2TP complex. The record is from RefSeq and is a predicted model, not a curated record. The transcript has 5 exons. Bases 124 to 1470 code for a protein of 448 amino acids. NCBI's taxonomy places the organism in Eukaryota, Fungi, Mucoromycota, Mucoromycetes, Mucorales, Mucoraceae.